AUGGGGAAGAAAAAGAGCCACAAAAGCCAAGCUCAGAUCAGGCGCGAGCAGGAAGAGUUUGAACGCGAGCAGGAAUAUUUUAGGCGCCAGCAGGAAGAACGGAUCAAGCUAGAGCAGAAACAGGAACGAGAAGACCCUUCAUGGAGCUCCUCUGGCACUCGUCGUGCUUCUUCCCGCCGCCGCCGCAGCACUGCAUCAGAAGCCGUGCAGCCUUCCAAUUCCUCAGCAGCACCCGAGGCGUCUUCUCCUGCCUUGGCCAACGCCUCGCAGUCUCCUGGUCCGGCUGACCCAGAAACUGACCACUCCACCCGGCCCACGCCGGAUGAAGAGGUUUUGAAACAAACUAUUGGUCCAUUCGCACUGCGAUCUGGAUUCACGCUUCGAAUCCCUACCGGAAGAGAACAAUCUCAGCUUGGGUCAGAUGCUGGAUCAUUCAACUCCUCCACUCGAACUGGCCACUCUGUUCUUGGCCAACGUAUGAGAGGAAUUGGUUAUUCCCCUGGGUCCAAUCCGAGACUAUCAUCAUCAUCUGGUACUCAUAUAACACAACCAGGUAUUGGGCGAGGUGCCGGAAAGCGUCUGCCGGAGUCCUCCACACCAUCUCCUCCAAUUGCUGAAACGCGUCGUCAAUACUUUAGCUCUGCCGCAGUUACUGCAGUCCUUCUCCCCAGCGAAGUUGCGGAACACCCUCGCUUUGCAGGAAAACGUCUCCCUGGUUACUCUCCGACUCCGAUAGCUUCUCUUCGACCUGCCACUACCAGUUCGGUUGCUUCUCCCGCUCGCCUUGCUGUCAGCGAAGUUUCAGUUCCAGUUUCGUCAUCCGGACAUCACCCUUCUUCGACAUCUCUUGAGGUGGAAAGAUUUCAUCCUCAAUCUCAGAGCAAGUCUCCCCAAAAAGCUCUGGAGUCUGUCCAUGAGCCUGAGGAAGCAUCCUACGAGAAGUCGACUGAAAACGAAUCCGAUGAAAUUUUUUCCUACAGCAACUCUCCCAAAAAGCAAUCACCUGAGCCUCUCACUGAAGCCGAGAUGGGCUCACGAACACCACGAGGACCUCGCGUGCCGGCAUACCCUCGCCAAUCUGCACCUUACCCGCCUGAAGCUCCGGCUCCCGGCGUGUUGCCUGAAACCCAGGCCAACCGUGAAAGACGCGCCCGAGAGCGCCAAACACGGGAGCGCCAGUCCCAAGAGGAGGCUCGGGAAGCACAAGCCCGCGAGCAGCAAGCUCGGGACCAGCAGGCCCGCGAGGCCCAGGCUCCACCUCUUGCACAACAUGCGUCGGGCCUAGCAUUCCCGGCAGGUGGAUCAAAUAUUAACAUUGUGGCUUCCGUCAUCGACUAUCUAGCGAAGAAAGGGUACAGCCGUACCGAGGCCAUGCUCCGCAUGGAGUCCGCCAACCAGGAGAUAGAUGGGCGUCCUCUCCCUCAGCUGGGGGAGGAUUCUCGCCCGAAGACUCGCCAAGGAUUUGAUUUGCUGAAGAACUGGGUCGAAGAAAAUCUCGACCUCUACAAGCCAGAACUGCGUCGCGUUCUCUGGCCACUCUUUGUGUACUCAUUCUUCAACAUGGUGACAUCAUUUUACCCUCAAGACGCCAAAUCCUUCUUUGAGGCGAACAAGAACAUGUUCCUUCCAGAGCACACGGACGAUAUUCGCCACUUUGAGCCUAUCAGUUUGCCUGAACACCUGCAGGACAACUCCGUGGCUAAGAUUUACCGCACCAAUAAGUACCGUGUCGUCCUGAGCAACCCGGCGUACACCAACCUCUUGCAGUUCUUGGAAAGCAAAGACAAAGAAGGAGGUUCUGUCAUGAAUGCAAUCCUCAGCAGUUUUUGCUCCGUCAAAACUCUUGAUCGAGCCGCGGACGCCCGUUUCAGCUUCGCCUCCAUGUUGAACCAAAUCGGAGCUAGCCAAACCUAUCCCGCUGAGGAUGAAGGUAUUCCAGGUCAUCAUCCUGGCUCUGCUUAUACUGGAGACAACCCUGCUAUGGCUGGAACUCUGCCCCGACUUAAACUCGGAAAACUUCCCAUGGAGCCACUUCUCGAGGAGGAUGUGCGAGCUGAAUUGGAAGAAGAAGAUGAGAAAGAGACUCAGAUCCCUGGUCGCAACACACUUGUUCAGGAGUUCGACAAUAUAAUUAAGAGGGAGGACGACGAUGAGGCCCCUUCUCGUGCUGACAUUCCGUACCCGGCGUCCACUGCCCGUGACGUUCACAUUGAGGUGAAGAAGGUCAUUGAGCACCGCGAUCGAUUCAAAAUUGAGGGUCGCACUGGUGGUGUUGGCCCUGGCGUCAGUGUGUGCAUGUUUACGUUCCACAACACGUUUGAUAGCAUGAACUGCAUCGAGAUCUCUGAUGACUGCAUGCUUAUCGCCGCCGGAUUUCAGCAGUCUUACAUCCGUAUUUGGACUCUUGAUGGCAAGAAUUUGCCCGUACGCGAGGAAUUUGCUGAUUUGGGCAACGCCAACUCUCGCCGUUUGAUCGGUCACUCAGGUGCUGUCUUCGCAAUUCAGUUCCCACCGUGCUCUGCCAUUCGCGAUAACGUUCCAGACGAAGAUCGUGUCGAUACCGCUCCUCGCUGGCUACUUUCCUCCUCGGCAGACAAAAGCGUUCGUCUGUGGUCCCUUGAUACCUAUCAAACUAUGGUCAUUUACAAGGCCCAUGAUCGCCCUGUCUGGGAUUUGCGUUUCGGACCUUUCGGUCACUACUUUGUUACCGGUGGCAGCGACCGCACCGCCCGCCUCUGGGUGACUGAUGAGAUUCGCCAGCAGCGUAUCUUCGUCGGCCAUGAUCAGGACGUCGAUGUAGUCUGCUUCCACCCUAACUCUGCUUACAUCUUCACUGGCAGCAGCGACAAAACUGUUCGCAUGUGGGCUGUUUCGACUGGUAAUGCUGUUCGCAUGUUCACUGGCCACUCUGGUCCCAUCACUGCCAUGGAGUGCAGCCGUGAUGGCAAAAUUCUCGCCUCUGCUGAUGACCAAGGAGUCAUCAUCCUGUGGGAUCUCGCUCCCGGUCGCAUUCUCAAGCGUAUGCGUGGUCACGGCAAAGGAGGCAUCUGGUCUCUCAGCUGGAGCGUUGAAUCUACUGUUCUAGUCUCCGGUGGAGCAGAUGGAACCGUACGCAUUUGGGAUGUUGCUGGCCCUCAGGAAGGCCCUGGUCGUGUCAUCGGCGAGGGAGGUGCCGGAGCCAAGCUUGACGCCAAUCCCUCCAGUCAGAACAAAAAGAAAAAGGGCAAGGAGACUGAUGUCACCCCCGAUCAAAUCAGUGCUUUCCCUACCAAGAAGAGCCCUGUUUACAAGGUGAAGUUCACUAACAUGAACUUGGUUCUUGCAGCUGGUUGCUACCUCCCCAAUUCUUCCUAG
Molecule: messenger RNA, 3354 nt
Organism: Penicillium soppii
Lineage: Eukaryota; Fungi; Ascomycota; Eurotiomycetes; Eurotiales; Aspergillaceae
Product: putative transcription initiation factor TFIID subunit
Exons: 5
Coding region: 1-3354 (1117 amino acids)
Biological process (GO): transcription initiation at RNA polymerase II promoter
Cellular component (GO): transcription factor TFIID complex
Molecular function (GO): protein binding; RNA polymerase II general transcription initiation factor activity
Source: RefSeq, a predicted model, not a curated record